This is a messenger RNA of Cyphellophora attinorum, 2334 nucleotides long. RefSeq lists its product as uncharacterized. Gene Ontology annotation, molecular function: DNA binding; DNA-binding transcription factor activity, RNA polymerase II-specific; zinc ion binding. NCBI's taxonomy places the organism in Eukaryota, Fungi, Ascomycota, Eurotiomycetes, Chaetothyriales, Cyphellophoraceae. The transcript is spliced from 2 exons. Gene Ontology annotation, biological process: DNA-templated transcription; regulation of DNA-templated transcription. The record is from RefSeq and is a predicted model, not a curated record. Bases 1 to 2334 code for a protein of 777 amino acids.
AUGGGUAUCCACGAUGGGCGCAACGCGCGUAACGCUGACCUAGCGGGCGCAACAGGCGCAUCCAUCGCCCGCCAGAGCCAUCGGGUCCAACGAGCCUGCCGCACAUGUGCUGAGAAGAAGCUGAAAUGUACCGAGGAUAAGCCUUGCGAACGCUGCAAAGAGAAGCAGAUCGAAUGUGUUCCAGUGGAUCUCGAUGAUCAAAGUCAGUCACAGUCUCAAAAUCCUCCUCAGCCAUCAAUGAACGAUUCACUUAGCCAUGGAGUUUCAGCGUCGCCGCCAGGAGACGACAAUCUCCAAGACGAUGACGAGAUGUUCAUGGUUCAGCCUAGUAGCGAGUAUCUGGCUGUCGCUGAUGACGCCCUGGCUAUAUUCCCGGUCAAUGAAGCGGCUUUAUUGCAACAGGAACCCAUGAUGCAAGAUAUCUUGGGAGGAUCAAUGCCAUUUCCGGUUCCGGACGACUCCGUUCAGUUCGAUCAAGACUCAACGUUCGAGGCCAUGGAUUUCUUCUGCCUGGAUGGUCCCCUAGAGCCAUGGCCGGCGCUGCCUGCACCUAUCACGCCACAGUCAAUCACCUCGCCAAAACAGUCAACGAUAUCCCUGGGUGCCGGCGCUUACUCAGUUUCUGGAGCAUUCUCGACAUGGAUUCCACGAAAGGACGAUGGUCACGACCUUGAUGAGCAAGAUCUAGUCCUCCAAGGCACGGUGGAUCCUUCACCGCAGCACGGACUGUCUCUAGAUGGGCUGGAUAUAUCGAAAGAGGCCCUGUCGCCAAUGGUCAGGGAUGAGCUUCUAGCCAUGGUCCUCGGCCGUAUGUCAAAAGUGGCCUCAAAGCGGAUCAUCCGGUCCUUCCCUCCCAACGAAACUCUCAGAGACCUGAUAUAUAUGGCUUUGACGCACAUGCGGCAGAGACAAAUCGGGCAUUUCAUCCACCUCGCUUCGUUUGACUUGAAUACGCAACGUCCUGAACUACUCGGUGCACUGGUCGCCUAUGGAGCAACAAUUUCGAGCUCGCCCGAAGCUCGGAAAUUUGGCUAUGCCCUGCAGAAUAUCGUUCGCAUGGCCAUCAACCAGCUAGCCCAACAGGAACAUGUCGUGCUGAGGGAUCUGGACGUGGCGCAGGCAUUUUACAUUCAGACGUACCUUGGAUAUUGGAGCAGUGCUAACCGCCUGAUCGAGCUCGUCGAAAGUGGCUCUAUGUUGGGAGUCACAAUGCUACGAAAAGGAAAAAUGCUACAAGCGGAGAGUUACUACACCUUAGACGUCAUUCUAGAUCUUCCGGGCUUGUCGCUUCAGCAGAAGUGGCUAAUGUGGAUAGAGCAAGAGUCAGCCAAGCGAUUGGUUCACUUCGCAGCCAGUCUAGACUUCCAGGUGGCUCUCGUGCGGGAAACCGGUGCACUAUUUACUUACGAAGAGAUCCAAUGCCCUUUGCCGAUGCCGGCGAGACUGUGGGAAGCUGCAAACGCCACUGAGUGGCGAAAUUUGUUGGAUCGAGAACCUGCUCUGAAGAUGCAGCAACCUCCACCACUGAACAAGGUACUCUGGCAACCCUCCUUGCUUGCAAAAUGCACUGGGUCGACUGAUACUCGAUUUUGUGCCUAUGUCUACCUUAGUAGUUUCUGGAUCCUUGUCAAGGACUACUGGCGCAUGGCCUCUCUGCUCCCCGAAACAAAAGCCGCCAGCGACUUCGUGCUGACUGCACGCCACUCGGAACUCUUGGGCACUCUGGAUACCUUCAAGGCUGAAUGCACCGACGAACCGGAAGUCGCGCCAGAGAUCCUCUUGUUGCAGGAGGCUGCCUACUUACAUCUAUCGGCAUGGGUCGCGGGUAUAGCUCACUACUGUGGAGGGAAAACCGACUUUGAUGCACGAGCAGCGGCAGGCUACGUUCAACGAUGGCAUUCAAGUAAACAAUGUCGAGCCGCCGUUUGGCAUGCGGGCCAAAUCAUCCGUGCAGCCAGAUUGUUUCCAAUGCGCGCCUUAACGGACAUAUACGCCACAGCGCUGUAUCAUGCUGGGCUGGUGCUGUGGAUAUGGGGCCUGUUGUAUAGGGCGCAGGGAACCUAUAUCGCCAGUCCUGAUGCCCCAACCCUCGCAAUCGAUGGGAACGAAGUUCCAGACACAACAAGGUUCCUCCAAUCCGGUCGCUGCAGGCCGAUGCUGACAGAUCAAGCUGGAAAGCCCUUCUCUUUGGAGUCUCCUGCUCUGGCGACUGAGCUUGUGCGAGACAUACUCGCCGAUAAUUGGGGCCAAGAGCCGAUGGCACCUACACCGAGGGAGGCAUUUCGGUUCAUGCAGGCUUUUUCAAAGAUCACUCGUCAGCAAUUCAACUCCUGA